This is a messenger RNA of Ostrea edulis (European flat oyster), 870 nucleotides long. RefSeq lists its product as uncharacterized. Lineage: Eukaryota; Metazoa; Mollusca; Bivalvia; Ostreida; Ostreidae. The record is from RefSeq and is a predicted model, not a curated record. Bases 1 to 870 code for a protein of 289 amino acids. The transcript is spliced from 2 exons.
AUGUUUGUCAACAAUGACAAAUCCAAAUCAAAACCUUCCCUUACCUUCGUGACUUGCACAUUCUUUGUGAUGGUUCUGUAUGGGUACGUCAAAGCUACCAAUUAUGGCUUUUCUACGACGCUUCAUCUCCCAUCCCAAACCGAUAUCAACAACUUCAUCUCCCAUCCCAAACCAAUAUCCACAGCUUCAUCUCCCAUCCCAAACCUAUAUCAACAGCUUCAUCUCCCAUCCCAAACCUAUAUUAACAGCUUCAUCUCCCAUCCCAAGCCGAUAUCAACAGCUUCAUCUCCCAUCCCAAACCGAUAUGCACAACUUCAUCUCCCAUCCCAGAUCGAUAUCAACAGCUUCACCUCCCAUCCCAAACCGAUAUCAAAAGCUUCAUCUCCCAUCCCAAACCGAUAUCAACGGCUUCAUCUCCCAUCCCAAACCAAUAUCCACAGCUCCAUCUCCCAUCCCAAACCAAUACCCACAGCUCCAUCUCCCAUCCCAAACCGAUACCCACAGUUCCAUCUCCCAUCCCAAACCGAUACCCACAGCUCCAUCUCCUAUCCCAAACCGAUACCCACAGCUCCAUCUCCCAUCCCAAACCGAUACCCACAGCUCCAUCUCCCAUCCCAAACCGAUAUUCACAGCUCCAUCUCCCAUCCCAAACCGAUACCCACAGCUCCAUCUCCCAUCCCAGACCGAUACCCACAGCUCCAUCUCCCAUCCCAAACCGAUACCCACAGCUCCACCUCUCAUCCCAAACCGGUAUCCACAGCUUCAUCUCCCAUCCCAAACCGAUAUUCACAGCUUCAUCUCCCAUCCCAAACAGAUAUCAACAGCUUCAUCUCCCAUCCCAAAGAAGGCAAUAAAACCAUUGUCAUUUGA